CAAAUGUAGAGGACAACCUUUUUCUUUUCUUUCCUUGUGAGAUUUUUUUCUAGUAUAAUUAUUGGCUUGAUUGCCACAAUUUUUAGAAGGAAGCAUUUGUUCUACAUAGGAAAUAAUUAAUGGUUACCAUAGCAGCAUUAUAAUGAAGAAAAAAGAAAUCUGAUAGCAUGGAUCAUGAAAGUGUUUGGAUGAAUGCAGAUCAGCAAGAGCCCUACAAUACAUACUCCUAAUGGCUGAUAGGCCAACACUACAGGAAUUGGAGAGCCUCACCCUUCCAGUACCUGAGGAAGAUGUAGGAACCCCAGGGAACGUAAGUCAAGUCUCCUCGGUGUCAGCUCAUAGUCGCUGCCUACUAGUCAAAGGCAACACGCAGCGAGACGUUUACAUACAGCAAGGCCUGGAGUUCAGUCGUGGGGAGGAUACUCGGUUUGGUAUAGGAAAAUGGAGACCACAGUGUUUACAAAGAUGCCUCAACAUCAAGGCAUUUGUGGUGUGUAUGAGUGUGCUUCUGGCUGUCUCAGGGACCUUGUCUACAGGAUAUUUGAACAGUGUGCUUACAACGAUUGAAAAACGGUUUGAAAUUGGUAGUUCUAUCUCUGGACUUAUCGCAGCAUCCUACGAAUUUGGUUCUCUGGUGGCAGUUGUAUUUAUCAGUUACUUGGGAGGACGUCGUCACAUUCCAGUAUGGAUAGCAACGGGGAUCUUCUUCAUGGGUCUCGGAGCAUUCCUUUUUACUCUGCCUCAUUUUAUUGCCGAAAAAUACACUGUGUAUCGGGGUUUAUCUGUCAAUAACACAGAAGAAAACAUAUGUAAAAUCAAUAGUGAUUCCUUGGGGGAUGGAUGUAUUGACAAUGACUCAGGGAAUUGGAUGUAUGUUUUAAUUCUGAUAUCCGCCCAGAUAAUGAUAGGCACUGGCAGUACCCCAAUCCUUACCCUAGGGACAACUUACGUUGACAAUCACGUCCAUAAAGAUAAAGCUCCAGCAUAUUUGGCAUUUAUUUAUGCCUCUGGAGUUUUGGGCCCUGUUCUGGGAUAUGGACUAGGGGCACUGCUAUUGCAGUAUUAUGUGGACAUGUUUAGCUUUGAGGUCAACAUCCGACCUGGUGACCCAGAGUGGAUAGGGGCCUGGUGGGGAGGGUUUAUCUUAUGUGGCACAUUCCUCAUGCUUCUUGUGUUCCCUUUCCUGUCAUUUCCGAGGACGCUGGUGGCCGAGAAGGCUAAACUGCUGGAGUAUAAAUAUAGUGAGGAUAUACUGAAGAAAGAGAAGAAGGAAGACCAGCAGUCAAAGCAUAGUAAUGAAUACGGCAAGACUAUUAAAGACAUUCCCCGUUCCAUGCUGUCCCUGUUGAAGAACAAGGUGUACUUGAUUACCUGUCUGGGGAUCUGUUGUGAGAUCUCUAUAGUCAGUGGCUUUGUCGUGUUCCUUCCUAAGUACCUGGAAACACAGUUUGGCACCUCCACCUCCAUGGCAAAUCUGUUUACUGGUGCUAUUGGCAUUCCUGGAGCAGUAAUUGGUAUUCUAACAGGGGGAUUUCUUCUGAAGAGGUUCCAGUUAAAACCAAAAGGAGCCAUUCAGCUGACCCUCUUGCUGGACUCCCUUGCUUUGCUUGGUUUCCUGUCCUUUCUGGUGCUGGGGUGUGAGAAUCCCAAGAUAGCAGGAGCCACCUUUCCAUAUCAUGCUUCUAUCAACAUGAACAGUUCAGAGCUGGAGGAGUUUGAGAUAGAAGCCAAUCUGACGUCCACUUGUAACAUUGGCUGUUCCUGCUCGAAUAAUGACCUUGAGCCAAUCUGUGGCAUUAAUGGCAUUACGUAUUUUUCACCUUGUCACGCAGGCUGUACCCAGUUCUUCUCUCAUAUCACAACAGAAGAAAAGAUGGUGAAUUUCAGUGGUUGUUCUUGUAUCAUGGAAAACUCGAGCAUUUCCCCAGAAGUGAUCAUGUCCCCCGUGGCAACCAGUGGACCAUGUAAAUCCACCUGUCAGAACCUGCUACCUUUCCUAAUUCUUCUGGUGAUCCUCACCUUUACUGUGGCUGGCACACAGAUGCCCCUCCUUAUGAUUACACUCAGGUCUGUCCAUGAAGAGGAGAGAUGUUUUGCCCUUGGUCUUCAGUUUGUCAUUCUGAGAUUGUUUGCGUACAUCCCCUCUCCUAUAAUGUUCGGGAACACCAUUGAUACAGCCUGUCUAUUAUGGAGGGAUUGGUGCGGAAGUUCGGGGUCAUGUUCAAUCUAUGACAUUGUACAGUUUAGAUAUCGAUAUAUAGGAAUUUCAGCUGGUCUGAAAUUUAUGGGAACUGUGUUUUUCCUCGUUGUAUGGAUUCUUAUGCGUCGACAGAUUAGAAGAGAUUUACAGUUAAAUCUUCCUGUUGGUGAUAUUAUGUCUUCUAUGAAUUCCAUAAAUAAGUUAGACCUUGACUACCCUCAGCGCCACUCCCUCCCCCGACGGGGGUCUGGAGAUCAGACUCAGGCCAUGGUUGAGGACCACCAAGCACCAAAUGAGUCCAGCCUGUGAUAUUUAUCAAAUCAAAACAUAUAUCCUCACUCCGUAUUGCCAAUGUUUGUAAUUUUAAUAACAUGUACAAUGAUUGUAUAUCACAAUUUUUUUUUGUAAAUAUCAGUUGUAAUAUCAUUUUUUUUUGGCCACUGUUUAUCCCACGUGUCAAAUGGUGUAUAUACAUAUAUAUAUAUUUAUAAUAUGUAUCAGACAAUUGUGUUCAUGUUACGUUUUCCUUGUUUCAAUAUAUACAAUGUAAUUUUGUCAUAAUAUCUUGUGAAAAGAAUUUCCUUCAUGCAGAAUGAUAAUGAUAGCUUGUUGACUCUUUAAGGUAUUGACGGAUUGUAGUCACAAAGCAGAGGUUAUCAGGAUUAUAAUAGUUGUCAGUAAUGAUAAAUCGCCCAAAACGGCAUUUAUUGAAUCGGCUUUAGAUGUGCAAUGUACAUAUCUACAACAUAUAUUGUCCUGUAUAUCACUAUGUAAAUUGUCAAAUAAUUGUGAAGUUUUUGUCCUGUUUUUUGAAAUUAUCAAAUAUUUGUGAAAUUCAUGUUUUUGUGACAUGUAGAAGUUCUUUGUGUUGUUGAUGUUCGUGUGAUAGUUACAAUGUAGCAAACAUUUGUAUCAGGGAAAGGGAAUAGAUGAAGUUAGAGAGAUUUUAAAGUGAUGUGGUUUAUAACUUAGUGUUUAUUUUGAAAGUCUUUGCGUUCAAGUGUAUUUUUUCUUAACCAAUGUCAAAAUUUAAAAAAAAAAGUUAAGUUCUCAUAAGAAAAAGGAAAAUUACAAGUUAAUUACAUUGCAGCUUUGCAACCUAUAAAAUAGUUGCCAUGUCGAGGAUAUUCCAAGUUUUUCAAAAAAAUAUUGAUAAAUCUUAGUUUACCAGCAAGCUGGCUCAAUGACUAUAUCUCAAUAUGUAGAAAAUAUCUGUAAAUUUCUAAGGAAAGUAAAUUCUCAAAAAAUUGGAACAUUAUUUUUACACCUGCAUCCCUAUGUCCAAACACUCAAAAUUUCGCACCAUAUUCCUUGAUUUUUUUUUUAAUUGAUAAUAGUUUUGAAGGUAGAAUAAUAGAACAAGAGAUAUAAAAUAUGUUUUAAGUUCUAAUUUAAUGAUGUUAUUCAUGCCUAAAAACAACAAGCACAUUCACACUUUGUUUAAGAGCUCUUGAAGGAAGGUACAUGUAACUUAUGUACAGUUGUAGGGAUUGAAAAGUGUUCCAAGGGAAAAAACUCUGGCAGUCAUGCAUACUGAGCAUUAGAUUUAUAUAACUUCAGCUUUGGCAUUAUAAUUAUUAGUGCUAAUAAAAUAUAUAACAAAGAACUUUUUAUUUUAAAUAGGAAUGAAGAAAAAAUUGUAAGAUGGGUCAGAGCUUAUAUAAUCUUGUAUUUACUGUAAGUAAUUAUUUAUUAAUACUCCCCAGUAUAAAUAGCAAUGCAAUAUACAUGUGUUCAAGGAGGAAUACAAAACAUGUUAUUCCCAAUUGUAGCCCAGAAAGUGUUCAGAUUAGAAAUAUUCAGUCAAAGUUUUGAUUAGUUCUUGCCAGAUUGCUUGUAGGCCAUAUAUUUUAUAAAUCAUAAGUUAGAAAUUACGCAAUACAUGUAUUUAGAGUCGAGGCUAAUUUUUAGUCAGUGAGUUGCCUCUUUAUAUUGAUAGUGAAAUUAUGCUUGCCAGAUUACUUGUAUUUUAUUACAGGAAUGAAUUAUUUAUAUGUUUGGAAAGGAGUUUCAAUGUAUUGGUUAUUUAUUUUCAUCAAUGUCUAAUAAUUUCAGAUAAUGAACUAGUAGUUAUUUGAGAAUUAUAAUUGCAUACCCCCAAAAAACAAAAUUGACAUUCAUAUGUCCCCCCCCCCCCCCCCCAACCAACCAACCAACCAACCAAAAAAAAAUAUGAUCACUCUGAAGAAUAAAUAUAGGAAAUGAAAAUCAAUUUAAAAAAAGAUGUUUUGUGAAUAGAAGACUAACUUGAAGGUAAUUUAAUAGAGCUGAUAUGUUAAAUACAAAAGUUUUACGUAUUUCAUUGGUACUUGAUUGGGCAUACAUAUGUAAUAAGAGGAAGUUAUAUAGUUCUGCUUGUAGCAAUUUACAAAUUCCUUUCUUUUUUGUAAAGUUUGAUGCUAUAUAAUAUUUUUCACCUUUUAAUCUUUUCUUAAUCAAUGCAAUUUUACUGUGUUUUUGUGCAUUUGCUCUGUAUUCCAUGUUUUUGUUCUUGGCAGUUAUUUUCCAAAAUAAGUUAAUUGUUAAAAUAAUGAAUCUUUUGGAAAUUUGUUAUUAAUCUUGGUUUUUGUUUACCUAGAAGUGAUCAAAUGUGAUACAUGAUCUGUUUUAAAAUAAAGUUUAAACACUA
Saccostrea echinata is the source of this 4829-nucleotide messenger RNA. Its product is annotated as solute carrier organic anion transporter family member 5A1-like. Bases 230 to 2509 code for a protein of 759 amino acids. Gene Ontology annotation, molecular function: protein binding. Gene Ontology annotation, cellular component: membrane. The transcript has 12 exons. Gene Ontology annotation, biological process: transmembrane transport; sodium-independent organic anion transport. Lineage: Eukaryota; Metazoa; Mollusca; Bivalvia; Ostreida; Ostreidae. The record is from RefSeq and is a predicted model, not a curated record.